UUGUGUUUAAACCUUAUGACGUCGUCGUAUACGACCAGCACGUUAUGUUUGGAAACGCAGCAAUACUUGAAUGUCACGUGCCUACUCACGUGCUAGACUACAUGCGGGUGACUUCGUGGUUACAAAAUAAUGGGCAACACAUAUCAGCUUCAAACUCAGAUGAACCACAUAACUCCCUGCCACCAACCAUAACUAACUUCAGGUCCAGUGUACGUGGAUCUCAAGGUGACGUGGUAACCUUACCAUGUGUAGCUCAAGGUAAACCUCCACCGGAGUACCAUUGGUAUAAGGAACACCAUGGAUUACGAUCAGUCAUUCGAUCUGAUUAUCUGGUACUUCUUGAAACAGGAAUUCUGGUAAUUCGACAAGCGCGUGUAGAAGACAGUGGAACGUAUGUAUGUGUCGCAAAUAACAGUUUGGGAGCCGUGGAAAGCAACACAAGACUGUCCAUAACCGCUCCGUUACUGUCAGAAGUUAAACCAGAUUUCAAAAUGGCAAACAUUGGAGAAACAAUUGAAUUUACAUGUAUCGUAAAUGGGCAUCCAAUCCAGUCAGUAAAUUGGUUGCGAAACUGUCGCCCUCUGUUGUACAAUAGUCGCAUCAUUCGUCUUGGAACCAAUGUUUUAAGAAUCGCACCUGUCGAGAGGGGAGACCGUGGAAUGUAUCAAUGUGUAGUGUCGAAUGAGAAGCAGGCUGUUCAAGCUGCAGCGGAAUUAGUGUUACAAGAACAACCCCCGAAUUUCCUUUUUACCUUCAACAAAAAGUACGUACAUCCGGGCUCUUCACUUUCUUUGAAAUGCUCAGCAUCUGGCAAUCCACUGCCACAAAUAACAUGGACACGAGAUGGCACUGCCGUACCAGAAGCUUAUCACAUCCGAGUCGGGGAUUAUGUUAGUGGUACCAACACGGUGAACAGCUAUAUUAACAUUAGCACAGUAAGUGUACAAGAUGGCGCCACCUACGCCUGUAUCGCGACAAAUGGCGCCGGUCAAGCUUACCACUCUGAGCGUGUGGAUGUCUAUGGUCCACCAUUUGUCAGACCGAUGGCCAAUCACACUGUGCUUGGUGGAGGGACUGCUAUUUUCCAUUGUCCAGUAAGCGGUUACCCGCUUAAAGAAAUAAUAUGGAAGAAAGGUGAGAACAUAAUAUCUGUUCUCUACAUUCAAGUCUUAUAG
Molecule: messenger RNA, 1175 nt
Organism: Limulus polyphemus (Atlantic horseshoe crab)
Lineage: Eukaryota; Metazoa; Arthropoda; Merostomata; Xiphosura; Limulidae
Product: Down syndrome cell adhesion molecule-like protein Dscam2
Exons: 4
Biological process (GO): axon guidance; dendrite self-avoidance; homophilic cell-cell adhesion
Cellular component (GO): axon; plasma membrane
Molecular function (GO): cell-cell adhesion mediator activity
Source: RefSeq, a predicted model, not a curated record